GACAGCCGCGAGAGCUUCAACGUGGGCCGCGAGCCGCUCGCGCCUGGCGAGCCGGCGCCCUACGCCAAUGCGUGGCCUGCCGAGCGCGUGCUCCCUGGCUUCCGGGACACCGUCCUCGCUCACCAGGCGGAGCAGGAGGCGCUGGCCGUCCGGCUGCGCCGCCUCAUCGCCCAGGCGCUCGGCCUUCCCCCCGGCCACUUUGACGCGCCCGGCCUCUUUGACUUGCCCACCUAUCAGACCGGGAUGGUCCGGUAUCUGCCGCGCCGAUCCGAGCCCGCCCUGGGCAAAUUUGCCAUCCGGCCGCACGCUGAUGGCGGCAUCUUCACGCUCCUUUUCACCGACGGCGAGCCCGGCCUGCACAUCUGCCCGGACAAGGCGCCGCCGCCGGCCGAUCGCGUGUGGAUCCCAGUGACCCCGCGGGAGGACGCCGCGAUUGUCAACCUUGGCACCGAGCUCGAGCGUUGGUCCAACGGCCGGUUC
Molecule: messenger RNA, 480 nt
Organism: Emiliania huxleyi CCMP1516
Lineage: Eukaryota; Haptophyta; Isochrysidales; Noelaerhabdaceae
Exons: 2
Source: RefSeq, a predicted model, not a curated record